Talpa occidentalis (Iberian mole) is the source of this 1457-nucleotide messenger RNA. RefSeq names its product choline kinase beta (gene CHKB). Gene Ontology annotation, biological process: CDP-choline pathway; phosphatidylethanolamine biosynthetic process. Gene Ontology annotation, molecular function: choline kinase activity; ethanolamine kinase activity. The coding region runs from base 1 to 1191 and encodes 396 amino acids. Lineage: Eukaryota; Metazoa; Chordata; Mammalia; Eulipotyphla; Talpidae. Gene Ontology annotation, cellular component: cytoplasm. The record is from RefSeq and is a predicted model, not a curated record. The transcript has 11 exons.
AUGGCGGCUGAGGGGGCGGCCGUGGCCGGAGGCGGGGCCGGGGCGGCCGGCGGCCCGGCCAAGGACAGCGCGCCGCCGGCCAGCGGCCCGGACGCGGCCCCGAACCGGCGGCGCUUCUCGGCGCUGCCGCGCGACGCCGAGCGCCGGGCCUCGCAGUGGUGCCGGGAGUACCUGGGCGGGGCCUGGCGCCGGGUGCCCCCCGAGGAGCUGCGGGUGCAGCCCGUGAGCGGAGGCCUCAGCAACCUGCUGUUCCGCUGCUCGCUGCCCGACCACCUGCCCAGCGUCGGCGAGGAGCCCCGCGAGGUGCUGCUGCGGCUGUACGGGGCCAUCCUGCAGGGCGUGGACUCCCUGGUCCUGGAGAGCGUGAUGUUCGCCAUCCUCGCCGAGCGGUCGCUGGGGCCCCAGCUCUACGGCGUCUUUCCCGAGGGCCGGCUGGAGCAGUACCUCCCAAGCCGGCCGCUGAGAACGCAGGAGCUCCGGGAGCCAGUGCUGUCCGCAGCCAUCGCCACCAAGAUGGCCCAGUUCCAUGGCAUGGAGAUGCCCUUCGCCAAGGAGCCCCGCUGGCUGUUCGGGACCAUGGAGCGGUACCUAAAGCAGAUCCAGGACCUGCCCCUCACCUGCCUGCCCCAGCUGAACCUGCUGGAGACCUGCAGCCUGAAGGACGAGAUGGGCAGCCUCCGGGAGCUGCUGAGCGCCACCCCGUCGCCCGUGGUCUUCUGUCACAACGACAUCCAGGAAGGGAACAUCUUGUUGCUCUCAGAGCCAACAACUGCCGACAGCCUCAUGCUGGUGGACUUCGAGUACAGCAGCUACAACUACAGGGGCUUUGACAUCGGGAACCACUUUUGCGAGUGGGUCUACAAUUACACGCAUGAGGAGUGGCCUCACUACAUAGCGCAGCCCGCAGACUACCCCACCCGGGACCAGCAGCUCCACUUUAUUCGCCAUUACCUGGCAGAGAUAAAGAAAGGUGAGACCAUCUCUCAAGAGGAGCAGACAAAACUGGAAGAGGAUUUGUUGGUGGAGGUCAAUCGGUACGCUUUGGCAUCCCAUUUCUUCUGGGGUCUCUGGUCCAUCCUCCAGGCAUCCAUGUCCACCAUAGAAUUUGGCUACCUGGAGUAUGCCCAGUCUCGCUUCCAGUCCUACUUCCAGCAGAAGAGGCAGCUGGCCGGCCUCCGCCCCGCCUCCUGACCCUGCUCCCUGGACCCUCGGCUUCUCCUGGGGCUCCUGGCGGCCUUGGAGGGAGGGCAGAGGCCUGGAGGCCCAACCGGCUUUCCCGCGGGCAGUGUACCCCGCCACAAUAAACAGGCUUCCUCCCUCGUGGUCUGUCUCCUCUCAGGCCUUGGCGAGCACUCCCCACGGGGUGCACCCCGUGCAAAGGGACCCCACGCAGAGCCCAGCCCCCGCUCUUUGAAAAGUUCAGCCACUUGGUGCCGCAGAGUGGUUGGGGCCCCCCA